This is a messenger RNA of Alligator mississippiensis (American alligator), 3411 nucleotides long. RefSeq names its product SH2B adaptor protein 1 (gene SH2B1). Gene Ontology annotation, cellular component: plasma membrane. The record is from RefSeq and is a predicted model, not a curated record. Gene Ontology annotation, biological process: intracellular signal transduction. Bases 336 to 2234 code for a protein of 632 amino acids. Gene Ontology annotation, molecular function: transmembrane receptor protein tyrosine kinase adaptor activity. Lineage: Eukaryota; Metazoa; Chordata; Crocodylia; Alligatoridae. The transcript is spliced from 9 exons.
CAGCGGAAGCGGCGGGUGGGCUGGGUCCGGGCCUAGACCCCCCCCUUCCCCCCACGUCCCCCCGCGCCCCGAGCCGCCGCCGACACCCGCGAGCAGCCGCAGCCGCCGGGCGGGAUGGUGAGCACGGCCUUCGCGCCUCUCUCGGCACUUGCAGCGCCAGCACCAGCACCAGGCUCCGCAGGGGCCGCGUCCACGUUGCUGCCUGCGCCCUCGUCCUCGCUGUCGCGGCGGCGGUGGUGGCCGGCGGGGCCCUGGCGCCCGGCCUGUCCCGGGUUGGCUGCCGCAGGAGCCGGCACCGGCGCAGGGGGCGCAGCAGCGGGGGCAGCGGGGGCGUCAUGAACGGCGAGGCUGCGGGCCCCGGCCCCUCGGUCCCGGCCCCCUUGGCCCUGGCCCUGCCCCCGCCCUCGUCGCCGGGCUGGCGCGACUUCUGCGAGGCUCACGCCCGCGCUGCCGCCAUGGACUUCGCCCGGCGCUUCCGCGCCUUCGUGGCCGAGAACCCGCGCUUCGCUGCCCCGGGGGCCGAGGCCGCUUUCUCCCGCCGCUACGCCCAGAGCUUCCUGGAGCACUUCCAGGCCGAGCUGCGCGGGGCCGAGGCGCCUCCCUCCGGCGACCCUGCUGAGACCUGCAGCGACUCGUCUCCGGGGGAGCUGGCGCCUGCCUCCGGGCUCUCCAGCAGCCAGUCACGCAGCUCCGAGGACGUCUCCGCGGCGGCCGGCGUCCCCCCACCCAGCACCAAGCCCAAGCUGAAGAAGCGCUUCUCCCUGCGCAGCGUGGGGCGCUCUGUGCGGGGCAGCGUGCGCGGCAUCCUGCAGUGGCGCAGUGCCCCUGACACCCCCCCGCCCACAGCUGCCGGGAGCCCCGAGGACGGGGCUGCCGGGGGCAGCAACACGAACUCAAACUCUUCGGGCGGGGCAGAGGGGGAGCGCUGGACCCACCGCUUCGAGCGGCUGCGGCUAGGACGGGCUGCCCCUGCGCUGGGUAACAGCCCUGCCGCCCCCGUGCCCGCUGUGCGCCGCGAGGGACUGCUCAACUACAUUGUGGCUGACGACGGGGCCGGGGCGGGGGCCGGGGGGCGCCCCCCGCGCUGGCAGAGGUGCCGGCUGCUGCUGCGGCAGGCAGGCAAGGGCGAGGGGGAGGGCUUCCUGCUGGAGUUCUUCGUGCCUCCAAAGUCGACUAAGCCGCGGGUGAGCGUCCCUUGCAGCGCUGUGACGGCCGCUCGUGCCACCACGCCCCUCGAGAUGCCUGACCGGGAGAACACCUUCGUGCUGGAGGCAGGGCUGGCAGGCGAGUUUAUCCUUGAAACCGUGGAUGCACUACAGAUGCGCUCGUGGCUUGUUGACAUCCAGGACUGCCUCAGCCCCAGGGAGGAGAUGGGCAGUGCGGACCCCCCGUUCCUCAACCACCACACAGGGGGGCUGCCCAGCCGGGACCCUCCCCUGGUGCCCAGCGACAGCAGCGAGCAGCUCUCCCAGGGUGCCUACGGGGGUCUGUCCGAGCGCCCCUCGGCCUCCAUGUCCCCAGGCUCUGUUGCCGCCUCCUGCUUCGGCUCCCUUGAGCUGCUGCCUCCUGAGCUACCCCCCCGCGUCCCCCUCGACGAGCUGCCCCCUCUGCCUCCGCCCGGCCUGCCCCACAGUGAUGUCUCUGAUGCCACAGGACCGUUCCUGUUCCAGGGGGAGCCGGACCCGGGGGGGCUGGGGGAGGGGCCAGGGGGGGAGGGGGAGCAUGGGCUGGGUGAGCAUCCCUGGUUCCAUGGGACACUGUCACGGCUGCGGGCGGCACAGCUGGUGCUGGCGGGUGGCGCCAGUGCCCAUGGCGUCUUCCUGGUGCGCCAGAGUGAGACGCGGCGUGGGGAGUUUGUGCUCACCUUCAACUUCCAAGGCAAAGCCAAGCACCUGCGGCUGUCGCUGACGGAGGAAGGGCAGUGCCGCGUGCAGCACUUGUGGUUCCAGACAGUGUUCGACAUGCUGGAACACUUCCGCGUGCACCCCAUCCCCCUAGAGUCGGGCGGCGCCGCCGACGUCACCCUUGUCAGCUAUGUCGUGGCUGCCCAGCGCCCCCACGAGCUGAACACCUCCCAUAGCCCCCCCCGGCUGCCGCCGCCCGCCCACCCACCUUCCACUGCUGCUGACCCCAGGCGCCCGGACGAGGAAGACAAGGAUGAGGAGGAAGAUGUGGGGGAUGGGGCCGAGGGGGCCUGGGCUCGGGCCGUGCACAACCAGUACGCCUUCGUCUGACGCACCAUGGCCCCCACCGCCCUGGGACCCCCCCCUUUGCCCAUGGGACCCCCAGGCUCUCCCACCCCCCUACUCCCCCUACAAGUACGUGCCCCCUGGCUGUGGGCCUGGGGCCCUGAUGCACUACAAAGGGGUUGGGAGCUGCCCCCGUAAGAGGAAGGGGGGGCCCUGGUCCCCAUCACCAAAUACACAGAGCCACUCACUGUGUUGUGCCACCCACGGCCCUCUGGGCUGUGACCUCUGACCCCAGCCCCUGGGCAUGGGAACGGGCCUCCGCAGCACUAUUUAUGUUUCACUCUAUCGGGUCAGUUCAGGAGGAAAGAGUGGAGUGGCGUGUUUCAUGAGGCCCCGCCCCCACACCCCCCAGCACCUGGAACAUGCCCGUGUGUGCACGCAGGCAGACACAGCACCUGGGCCGUGCACACCUGUAGGCACCGCUGGCACCAGGUGCGUGGGAGACACGUGCGCAGAUGGAGCCCAGGGGCUGCGGACAUGCACAUGUACCCGUGUCUGUGUUGAAUGCAGGUGUCUGGCACGUGCAUGUCAAACCAGUGUGUAGAAACUUGGUGUCUCACGCACACUUGUAGAAUCAAGGUGUCUGGGACACGCACGUGUGGAACCUGCACAGCAAAGGGGCCAUGCAUGCAUGGAGCCCAAGGGUCUCAUGCAGGCAUGCAUCUGGGUUCAUACAUGUGUGACACACGUACAACAGCAGUGUGUGACACGUGUACAGAGCAUGGGUGCUGGGGCUGUGUGUGUGCACAUGCUCAAGUGUAGGCAUAGGUAGGACCCGGCCUGGGCACAGAGUGCAGGCAUCCAGGACACGGGCAGCUGCACACACAUACGCACAGACCCCAGGCCUCCGGGCCAGGCACAUGCAGACGCAUGUCCCACAUGACCCCAGGCGUCUGGGACACAGGUGGGGCUGCACAAGGCCUCCUGGCAUACACGUGGCUCUUCAUGGGAUUUAUUUUUCUACUGUGGAGAAGCCCCUGGGUCCCUCUCAUGGCCCCAGACACCCCCCUCCCAGGGCUGUGGUUGGGGGGAUGCAGGGACUGUCUACACCCCCCCACCACCCCCCUGUAAAGAAGCAGCAAACCCCACUGGGGGCAAAGAAAAAAAAAAAAGAAAAAGGCCCAGAAAUGAGCAGAAAACAUAAAAACUAGAUGAAAAAAUC